AUGUCAUUCGAUCCUUCAAGACCAAUCGAUGACGAGAAGGUCUGGUUCCCCAAGGGGAUGUUCGUCGAUAAUCGUGCUAAUUCCAGGUUUGGCUUUGAUGCCAGCGACGAUGAAAGAGCUUUCAUCUUCAACUCUUCCGAUAUGAAGGCACUGAACCGUUUUCUCGGGACGGGCAGAUUGCUUCCAACCACCCGCAAUGACUAUCUACGAUCAUUGGGCAUUUUGACAACCGAUCCCCUCAGUACAGACCUUGCGAGUGAAGUAGACAGUCUCGUGACGACUUACACAAAGAUCAAAACAGACAGUGUUUACUUUAGAGAUCACACAUGGCGCAAUAUCGUCGACAUGGCAGCGCAAAUCAGAAUCUACGCCACAAUGUCAGGUGGAACCGAGGAAACUUCCUACACAGUUCUUAUGCUAAAAUGGAUCGGCGACUUCCACGACGAAAACAACAAACCCAACCCUGAUCAAGCAAAAUUGAAAGAACUAAAAGAGGGUAUUCAAUGGAUAGUCAACGAAGAACUUAGGGUUAUCAAACAAUUACAGGCUGGCGCACAACAAGCACUAGCCGGGUUGGAAGGUUUCCACGGCCAAUGCGAACAGCAUGAAGCUCGAAUGAGAGUCAAUGCUACUUCUCUCGAGGCACAAUUAAUCAGAGAGGGUAAUGAUAUUGCGAGUAUGCAAAAAAAAAUUGAUGCGGCUCAGGCCGAGCUGGAAGAGUACCAGGCUAGGAUUGACGGAAAGAAUAAAGUGAUAACCGAUGCUCCUAAAUACAUGUGGGUUUGGCCAGUUGGAACAUUUAUCGGCGUGGGCCUCGUUCAAGCAGCCAAGAACGAAAUCAAGGGUAUGACAGAAGCCAUGGAACAGAUCCAGGCUGUGAUGGAUGAGUAUGAAGCCAAGCAAAAAACUGCUUCUCGCUUGCAACUCAACAUCAGGUUUGUCAAUAGCCAAGUAAACAAUCUCACAGGUGAGAUCAGACCAGCAAUGCGCACACUCGAAUUACUCCAAGGAGCAUGGAAAUCCAUGGUUACGGAUCUUGAGACGAUCAAACAGUUGAUCGAUAACGAUACGGAGAAUAUACCUCCCAUGAUCCUGGCGAGACCACAGAUGCAGAAGAUUGUUAAUGAGUGGAAUGAAUUGAGAGAUUUUGCGAGUAAUUAUAUUCAAAAUUCCUAUCUUAGCGAGUCUCCGGAAAAUGUGAGUGUGCAACAGUAUAUCCAUCAGCUGGAGACGAGGGUCUUUGUCGCGUCGAGAUGUUAG
This is a messenger RNA of Botrytis fragariae, 1260 nucleotides long. RefSeq lists its product as uncharacterized. The record is from RefSeq and is a predicted model, not a curated record. The transcript is spliced from 6 exons. NCBI's taxonomy places the organism in Eukaryota, Fungi, Ascomycota, Leotiomycetes, Helotiales, Sclerotiniaceae. Bases 1 to 1260 code for a protein of 419 amino acids.